AUGAUGUUAAAAUUAUGUUUCUUUAUAUUAAUUUUCAGUAAAAUUCAUGGAAAAUUUUUAUCAAAUUCAGAAAGUUCAUCAUUUAUUUUUCUACGACAUAUUCGUUUAUUCACAGAUGAUCAACAAUAUCGUAUUCGAUGUCCAUACAAUUUAAAUAAUAUAAAUAUUCAAUUAUUAAAUUAUUCAAAUGAAAAUUGUUUUAAUUUAUAUUUAGCAUCGAAUAAUAAUGUUUGUAUAAAUCAUUAUCUUCCAUGUCAAUAUCAUGCUAAACCUGUUCAAUUAAAUUGUAAUCAUCAUUCAUAUUCGAAAUAUGUUGAUAUUACUUAUCAAUGUUCAUAUAAAACAACAAUUUCUUCUGAUCUACAACGUAAUACUUUUACUCUAGAAACAUUUUCAUUUCCAAUAAAUUCAUCUAAAUAUGAAGAAAGUAUUGCUUUAUUUCUAAUUGGUAUUAGUAUAAUUAUUAUUUUAUGGAUAAUUAUAUUUUGUAUAUGUUUUAUUCAUUAUCAUCAUAAUAAUGAAGAAUAUGAUUUACUUUCACAACAAUCAUAUACAAAUGAAGAUACAAUUGAUUUUAAUUUAUUCUCUAUGAAAAAUCGUUCGUUUAUUGUUGAUAAUAUUUCUCUUCAUGUCAAUCCAUUCGAAAAUAAUCAUAUCUCGUCAUUAAAAAUAACACAAAUCGUUUGA
Messenger RNA from Rotaria sp. Silwood2, 687 nucleotides. The record is from the annotation of a GenBank genome assembly. Lineage: Eukaryota; Metazoa; Rotifera; Eurotatoria; Philodinida; Philodinidae.